Molecule: messenger RNA, 1404 nt
Organism: Lycium barbarum (goji berry)
Lineage: Eukaryota; Viridiplantae; Streptophyta; Magnoliopsida; Solanales; Solanaceae
Product: DNA-directed RNA polymerase III subunit rpc31-like
Exons: 9
Coding region: 436-1050 (204 amino acids)
Biological process (GO): transcription by RNA polymerase III
Cellular component (GO): RNA polymerase III complex
Source: RefSeq, a predicted model, not a curated record
CUCUCUCUACCCUACACUCCCACUCGUUCCCCCGCUCCUCUCCACUCACCGCCGCUCCCCACUCCCCACUCCCGACCCUACCCUACGCUCCCCUCCGCUCUUCCCUCUCUCUCUUUUCUUAAACCAAACGAAACCCUAUAAAUCUGGUGUGAAUUGAAUCUUAAGGGAGAUUCAUGGAGUAUUUUUGAGAGGAAUCAUUCAGUGUUUGGAGAGACCCACCUAUCUUCUACACUUGAUUUUUCCUUUUCCGGUGAACUUUAGCCGCGACAAAGGGUUUCCAACAAAAUUCAAUUUGAUUUCUUUGGCUUUAAAACUUUCUUCUGCGGAUUUGUUGAGUUUAGAACUCAAAAAGAUUCGGGUCUAUUCGUUCGAGUUCGGGUAGAUUCGAGACCCCGACGACUUCCGUUCACUGCACCCACAAAAGGGUUCGGUUUAAUGGCCUUCAGAGGGCGGGGUCGGGGGCGUGGUAGAUAUGGCGCUCCACAGGCUAAGCAAGACCCAUUUGAACUUUUCCCUGAAGUUGAGAGCUUGGGUAAUGCAGCAAGUGUCACUGAAAGGAUAAAUUUGGCAAUUUGGCACUCAAAGUUACAGAAGUAUUGGAACUCCUCUCCUUACUAUUUGGGAGAGGAAAGUGAUGUUUUGAAGAAAACGAAAGGAAUGGAUAUACAAAGGUUCUCGGAUAGGACCUCGGAGAGGGCCAAGUCAAAGCCACCAUUGGCGCACUUCAUAAGGAUGGAUCCUGCCUAUGUUCCUGCAGAACUAGCUAAAGGUGGAAGGGGGGAGAAACAUGCUGCAAAAAGAGUGCGUUGGAAUGCAGAGUCAGACAAUAAAAAAUUGGAUCUUCUUGAGAAGCUUGAUCAAAAGUCUAAGGACGAGGGUGAAAAGAAAAAGGAUGGUGAAGACGAGGAGGAAGAACAAGAGGAGAAGAUUGAAGAGGAAGAAGAAGAAUUUAGCGAUGAUGGAGACUACAAUCAGAAUCUUUAUGAUUACGAUGACGACGAAGACGACUACAACAUGAAUGAAGAUAAUAAUGAUGAAGCCAUGUAUUGAAGGUUGCUUGGUGGAAUGGUUUUUGCUUGCCUUUGGAAAUUUUUUACAGAGACGGAAUUCUUUAAUUAAUGUUAUUGGACUUCUAGAAAGCUUAGCUCACACAAAGGCAUUGUAAAUUAACAACAGCUAUUUAAUAGUGGAAAAUCAAGAAAGAAUAUUUUCUUGUUGCGUCUCAGAGAGGUUCGCUUUGGAUUAUUAACAGAUCAACAAACUAGCGAUCUAUGUAUAUGUUUAGGCCGAAAAUGCACCUGGACCUUCAGUUUCGUCCAUGGCCAUGGUUUGCCUAGAUGGUCUUUUUGAUCAUCUUCUUCCCUGUUCUUUAAUGCAGGAACUCCGUUCCUUUUUUGUUUUGUU